Messenger RNA from Linepithema humile (Argentine ant), 3877 nucleotides. RefSeq names its product ubiquitin protein ligase E3A (gene Ube3a). The record is from RefSeq and is a predicted model, not a curated record. Gene Ontology annotation, biological process: ubiquitin-dependent protein catabolic process; protein polyubiquitination. Gene Ontology annotation, molecular function: ubiquitin protein ligase activity. Lineage: Eukaryota; Metazoa; Arthropoda; Insecta; Hymenoptera; Formicidae.
AGGCACAGAAAGCAAAAAAGACAGUAGUGAUUCUUUCCUCGUGUGAAAUCUCUUGUCCCACAAGCCGAUCACAUUACGAGUCGCUCCGAUUCUCACGUAAACUGCGCGAUUCGCGAAUCAUUGUUCUUCCCUAACCUCCAAAACGUUCGGAUUCUCGAGUUCGGCACGAAGACAUCCCCUUCGCAAGGACGAAUCGUCACGGGCUCUCAUUUUCUCGCUCAUUUACUUCGUAGUUCCAUCUAUAUCUGUCCUCCCGGUUCCCUCCGUGUGUGCUCGCUCCCAUUUUCAUUUCCUUACGUUUCCCUAUUGCGUUCAAAACUCUGUCUCUAUCCUCCGUUUUUGCGACGUGCGAAAAGUGUGACGCUGAGAAGAGACCCGAUCGUUUGAACACGCGACAUUUAAAGGGGGGCACCGUGCAGCGGCACGGAAAUACGUGAGAAUUCGAAAUAGUGCUGAGUUGGACGCAGCAAUCCUUUGGCAAGGAUUACUGUUGUGUGAAGUGUUGUGACGAGCGCGGUGGCACGGCUCAGCUUCCCGUCACGAUCACCGAGCGAACAGGCAAAAUUUUGACGAUUUACGGUCUAUGAGCGCCAAGAGCCAGGGGGACCCUGGAGAAGAUCACGUUUCCAGGGUAGGAGCAGAGAGCCCUUGCAGCGACAUGAAGCGUGCAGCUGCAAAAAAGCUCAUUGAACGAUACUUUUAUCAACUUACUGAUGGAUGUGGAAAUCCUCACUGUGACAAUCAGCAUUGUGCCUCGAGUGGCAAAGUUACUAAUCUUACUCCAAAUCAAGCAGCUGCUCAAGCAAUCCAAUUAUUCUCACAAGAAGCAAGACUUUGUGAUGGCACACAACCCAGCAAAGUUGCCCGGACUACUAUAGAGCCAGGACAAACAUCAUUAGCUAAGAGUUUACCUGUAAAAAAUGUUAAUUCUACAAGCUCCGAUGAAGGAAAACAAGAGCCAUAUCUUACAGAAGCUAAGCUUUUGGAUAUUAUAGAAAAAUGUAAAGCAGAAGGUUCAUAUUCGUUAUUAAUUCGUACUUUGGGAGAAGUAUUUUCUUCCGGGAAAGCGUUAAGUCUCAGUUUUCAAAAAACUGAGAAAAUUAAUUCCCCUUUGACGGCGCUUCUUGAACGAGCACCAGAUACCUUGUUGAGACCACCUGCGGAUUUAAAUAAGGAGGCGGUACGAUCUCUCCAAGGGGAAGACAAAGAAGAGGAUAGCAGUGAUCCAUCACCUACAGUUCCUAAUAAUGAUGAUACGAGUGUCGAUCUACCAUCAGUUCGCAGAGCUUUUGACGCACUUUGGUCUCUACCAGGUGACGUGUUUGAGUCAGCUCUGGUCAAUGCGCUAGUCACUUUGGCAGAUGACAUAGAAUUAGAUCUGAGAGUAUUCCGCAUAGUACGUUGGGAUAGUAUGGAUAGUUUGUUAAAUGUAUUUCUCAUUGUCUUUGAAAUUCCAAUGUUGGGGAAUAGUGAAUAUUUGGAAUUGGCUCUCCAUAUGUUGUGCAAAGCGUUGAGUUGCCUGCCGGUAGUGGCGCAAGCCAAGUUAGCACGCGUAUGGGCCAAACAUUGUAAAUCACGGCUUCCCAGUCUUCUGCAGGCGCUGCAAGAACUCAUAACUGUCAAGGUAAUAGGAGGAUCUUUCACACGUGACUAUUGCGUCCAGGAUGCAGAUACUAUUACUGCACCUACGAAAGUUAUGAAAAUUCUAUACUAUGCCAGUAUGUUGGCUGGUGAAUUGGAUGCGCCUGAGCUGACGCUGGGCGAAGGGGCCGAAUCAGCUGGCAGUGACAAAACUGCUUCACGAUCAACAAUAUCAGGACAGAUUCCUCAAGUAUUAUUUUUAUCGAUACUUUUAAUUCGGUGUGUUUUUGUAUUGUUCUUGAUAAAAAAAAAACGAUAUACAUUUCAGGAUCCGUUAGCGACAGAAUUAGGAAUAACUGCGUUAGAUGCACGCAAACCUUUCAUACCAUUCACUGAUUUUUAUAAUGAACCGCUUAGCGAUGCCAUAGAGAUGGACAAAGAUUUUGCUUAUUACAAGAGCGAAGAGCCAAUGAAGUUUAGCUUUAUGAAUUAUGCUUUUAUUCUUACACCAGCCACUAAAACUUUGGGUUUGUAUUACGAUAAUCGUAUCAGAAUGUAUAGCGAACGACGUAUGAGCUUUUUGCAGACCGUUGUCGGGCAACCUACUAAUCCAUAUCUCAGAUUAAAGGUGCGAAGAGAUCACUUGAUAGAUGACGCAUUAGUAGAAUUGGAAAUGGUAGCGAUGGAAAAUCCAUCCGACUUGAAGAAGCAAUUGGUCGUCGAAUUUGAAGGAGAGCAAGGUGUGGACGAAGGCGGUGUAUCUAAAGAAUUCUUUCAAUUAGUCAUAGAAGAAAUUUUUAAUCCUGAUUAUGGCAUGUUCACUACUCAGGAAGACACGCAAAUGACAUGGUUCAAUCCCACAUCGUUCGAGAGUGAUGCGCAGUUCACGUUAAUAGGCAUUGUUCUUGGCUUAGCGAUUUACAAUAAUGUAAUUCUAGAUGUACGUUUUCCAAUGGUGGUUUAUAGAAAAUUGCUAGGUAGAAAGGGCGCUUUUGCGGAUCUGGAGGACUGGAGUCCGACAUUAUAUCGAACAAUGAAAGAGUUAAUGGAGUAUACGGGAGACGACAUGCCAGAGACAUUUAUGCAAACUUUCCGAGUUGGUUACAGAGACGUAUUCGGAUCGUUGUCGUUUCACGAGUUGAAAGAAAACGGUGAUGAGCUAUAUGUCACGCAGGAAAAUAAGAAGGAGUUUGCCGACCUCUAUGCGGAUUUUUUGCUUAACAAAUCGGUGGAGAGGCAGUUUAACGCCUUCAGACGUGGCUUCCAGAUGGUUACGGACGAGAGCCCCCUCGCAUUACUUUUCAGGCCCGAGGAAAUAGAGCAGCUCGUUUGCGGAAGCAAAAUAUUCGAUUUUGCUGAGCUGGAAGCAGCCACGGAGUACGAAGGCGGCUAUACUGUCGACAGCGAAGCAGUGCGCAACUUCUGGCGUGUAGCACACUCUUUGUCACCUGAAAGUCAACGAAGGCUCCUUCAGUUCACCACAGGUAGUGAUCGAGUGCCGGUCGGCGGUCUUUCAAGGCUCAAAAUGGUCAUCGCCAGACACGGUCCGGAUUCUGAUAGAUUGCCGAUAGCACACACAUGCUUCAAUGUAUUGCUGUUGCCAGAUUACAGUACGAUAGAGAAACUGCAAGAUCGCUUAUUGAAAGCAAUUAAUUACUCGAAAGGUUUCGGCAUGUUAUGAACGUGCCGCAUAUCGCUCCACUUUCUUCCUCGGUCUUUCGAAUUUUAUUCGAAGUACACGAUAUAAGAUUCAACUCCUUUCGCCAUUUUAUUCACAGCUAUGCCAUUCGGAAGUAUUUAUCGUAAUAAUCGAAACCGUACCAGUGCGCUUAAAUGUGGAAACAUUGCUUGUGUACAACAUAAAUCAGCAGAGGACUCCUAACCCUAACAUUCUAAAAAUUCCAACGAAUCAAAGACCGAACUCUUUGUACAAAACUGAUAUUCUUGAAAAAAAAUGCUUUGAAACUAUUCUUGCACCACUGCAAGUAUCGCUUGUACCAUACUGUACGUGUACUUUUUCUACUAAAGUAAAGAUAAAGAUCGAUUUCGUUGGUCAUUCCGAAACGAUUGAGAGAAGUACAAGAGACAUUAUAUGAAACGCGCGACUGCAAUAAGCGUAAAAAUGUGGGAGACUAUACGAAACCGCAUUAUAGACACAAAUAUGUAACUUUAGCGAGACAUAAAUGAGAUGCGUUUCGGAAAUUUAAUGGCCAUACAAUUAUUUCGUGAUUUUAUGCCGUUGAAUUCUCAUUUUUGACGAACUAAAUUAAGAAUAAAUUAUAUUCUUUCUAUUUAA